Alternaria viburni is the source of this 1644-nucleotide messenger RNA. RefSeq lists its product as uncharacterized. Gene Ontology annotation, molecular function: CoA-ligase activity. The record is from RefSeq and is a predicted model, not a curated record. Bases 1 to 1644 code for a protein of 547 amino acids. Lineage: Eukaryota; Fungi; Ascomycota; Dothideomycetes; Pleosporales; Pleosporaceae. The transcript is spliced from 4 exons. Gene Ontology annotation, biological process: secondary metabolic process.
AUGGCUACCGUUGUAGACAAGACGGCUGAUGGAAUCAUCUAUCGCUCCGAGAAAAGCUACCCGAUACCUGACCUCGAUGUACUAACGCUUCUGUUCGUCCUAACCACAUCACGCUCCCGCCACCUGACCCAAGCCACCUCAGCCGCCCUCCGCAAACACUUUGGCAUCGGCGCCCAUGGCCCAGGAAAAGAUGUAUGCUCCGUUAUCUCAACCGGCCACUACCUCCUCCCCGUUCUCGCGUAUGGAAUCAUCGGCGCAGGCGGUAUCUUCUCCGCCGCCUCCGCGGCAAGCACAGCCAGCGAACUAGCCAAGCAACUACAAGGUGCCAGCUCGAAGGUUCUUGUGACUUGUCAAGCUACCCUGGAGACUACGAUCAGGGCUGCAGAGGACGCUGGGUGGGGUCAUGGUGGAGGCGGGCGCGUACUGCUUAUGAGUGAGGGGAGAGAAUGGACGUUGAAGGUUGUUGGGGAAGAUGGGAGGCCGGGGAAGGACAUCAUUGAUGAAGGAGAUUUACUGCCGUGGACGCGGAUCACGAAUAGGAAAGAGCUGGACGAGAGUCUGAUAGUACUGAUCUAUAGCUCUGGGACGACUGGGCUACCCAAGGGCGUAAAGCUUUCACACCGUAAUAUCGUGAGCCAGACUGUUAGUACGGGGGAUAUGAUGAAAGCGUGGGUGAAAGAGAAACGCCCGGGUUUCGAAUACCGGACAAUCGCCCACCUCCCCACCGCGCACAUAGCCGGCGUACAAGGCUACCUGAUAAACCCCUUCUACCUGGCUGGAACCGUAUACUGGAUGCCGCGCUUCGACUUCCCAUCCUUCCUCACCUACAACGCCCGCUACCGCAUAACCUUCUUCUUCACCGUUCCCCCCAUCCUUUUGCUAAUCGCCAAAUCCCCCUUGGCAACCACGCAAUUCGCUACCCUAGAAUUCUGUGUCUCGGGAGCCGCGCCACUGGGAAGAGAUCUUCAGUAUGCGGCAAGCCAGAAACUUGGGGGUGAGGAGUGUUUUGUGGAUCAGACGUGGGGCUUGAGUGAGACGACGGGGAGUGCGACGAUUAUGACGCCCGGGAAAAGGGAUGAUACGGGGAGUGUGGCUAUGUUGUUGCCGAAUAUGCGGGCUAGGCUUGUUGAUGAUGUUGGUAAAGACGUUGAGUUAGGGACUCCGGGGGAAGUGCUGGUGAAAGGGCCGGUGGUGUGUAAGGGGUACUACCAGAAUCAGGACGCUGACAAAGAGGCUUUCAAUCCGGAUGGCUGGUUUCACACGGGUGAUAUCGCGGAGUUUAGGAAUGGGAUGUUCUAUAUCGUUGAUAGGAAGAAGGAGUUGAUUAAGUACAAGGGCCUACAAGUUGCGCCGGCUGAGUUGGAAGCCAUGCUGCUCAGUCAUCCGCUGGUCCUGGAUGCUGCAGUUAUUGGUGUGUCGACGGAUGAUGGGACGAAUGAGGUGCCGAGAGCAUACGUAGUCGCUGAUAAGAGUAAGAUUGGAGAGAAAGACAUUGUCGAAUUCGUCAAGGGGAAGGUUGCCGGGCAUAAACAGUUGAGGGGAGGUGUUGUAUUCCUAGACGAGGUCCCGAAAAGUCCCGCGGGGAAGAUACUUAGAAAGGAUCUGAGGGCUCUGGCUGCGAGGGAGAGGGGUGCGAAGCUGUAA